Juglans regia (Persian walnut) is the source of this 695-nucleotide messenger RNA. Its product is annotated as nucleoprotein TPR-like. The record is from RefSeq and is a predicted model, not a curated record. Lineage: Eukaryota; Viridiplantae; Streptophyta; Magnoliopsida; Fagales; Juglandaceae. The coding region runs from base 71 to 385 and encodes 104 amino acids. The transcript has 3 exons.
UCUGACAUUGGGGGGAAGUUGGCAAGUCGUACAUAAGAUUACAAAUAGGAAUGUUUACAACAUUCGCUCGAUGAAUACUGUUGUGGAGGAUGAUGAUGACGAAUCUUCUACGGGUGAAGCAGAAGAUGAUGGUCAAACUAAUGUGAACAAUUAUCCCCCUAUCGUAGAGAGUGAAUCAAGCAUGCUUGAUCCAUUGCACCGAGACGAUGAAGAGCAUUUGCCCGUUGAUCCAUUAAUCAUAUCACGUCGAGACCCGUCCCAACCUGUUGAGGAUGAUGCAUUUAUUGAUGAUGACCCACUUGGCGAUGACGAUGGUAACUCCGGUGGUGAGUCUGAGCAUCAUCUGCAUGAGGAGUCGGAUGAUGAUGAUGAUGACUGCACAUGACCUGAAUUUUCAGAGUAGAGAAAGGUGGAUGACAUGUAAGUGUAGGCACAACCCAUAUUGGAGUAAGAGAUGCUGGUUCAUAAGAUGGAGUGGAUUCUCACAGCUAACAUUUUCAAAUACCUACAUCCAAGGUCGAGGCACGACAUUUUGUUGGGCUUGAAUGAUGGAGUAGAAAUGAUAUUUUCCAGCUAGGGGGUGAAAAAAUGUCAAUAUUAAUGUGUUGUAUUUUGUUCACUGGGGUCAAUGUAAAAGACCGGUGAUGAGAUUGAAUCGUGUAACUGAAACUCAGAUUAAUAGAAUUAUGAUGAUG